UGAAAAGGUGAGCAAGAGAAAGGGACGAUAAAAAUGAAUAUGUGUCUAUACUCAUAAGGGGGGUCAUUUCAACCUGAUUUCGAGGAAUUGCCCACUUACCGUUCGAACUCGCCAAAAACCGGGGUAAAACGGCCCGGUCAAGACUCGCGGGGAACGAGAGCCUUUUAGCUGCGUGAUGGGGUAACUCCGUUCAAAAUAAGGGGAUUUGCCGUAUCGUUCCUCCACCUCGGCCCUCUUAACUAUGACGCUGACUGUCUGGACGCGUGUUCUGUGCUGUACGGCCCUACCUUGUAACGUACGGCAGAUCGAGCCUGGCCAGCUUCCGUCUGGAGCUCAUCAAUGGACCUUCGGGUAUGUUCUCUUAUAACCGCACCGACCUCGAGAUUCCCCAGCUUUCGCAUCGAUUUGUAUCUGCGAAGCUCUGUCUCAGAGGAAUAGAGAUCUGUAAACAUUUUCGUGAACGCAAUCGAGGUUCCAGCUUGAUAUCACCUCUGAGUAUCACCGUCGAAUCUGCGACAGGACCUAGCAUACUGCUAAUUGCACACCAUGGAGAUCCUCUCAGAAGCUAGCAUGCCCGCCGUGGCCAUGGCAUCGGCACUGGCAGUUGGCGCGGGCGCAUACCUCAAUGCGAAGCUUGCGAUCUCAACGGAUCUGACCGCCCUUUCAAACGACCGCGCCUUUGGCAAGCGACUGGCCGAGCGUAUCGGCAGUCUCGGCCAAUCGACCACGAUUUACAAGCUCCUCGAGCGAGUUGUCGACGUGGAGGGGCAUGGUGCGGAUGAUGCGCUCUGGUUUGAACACAAGACUUGGUCAUACAGCCAAAUCAAGGACGGGGCCGAUCGAUUGGCUGCUCUUCUUCACGCCCGAGACGUCAAGGCGGGUGAUUUUGUGGGCGUCUUCUCUACCAAUUCUCCCGAGAUGGUGAUCAUCCUCUACGCGCUGGCCAAGUUGGGUGCCGUGGCCGCUAUGAUCAACACGAAUUUGCGGGAUGAUACGUUCAUUCACUGCCUCAAUGUCUCGGGCUCAACGCUCAUUAUAUCGACACCCGAUCUUUCUGAAUUCGUUUGCGCCGAUUUACCACACCUGGCUUUCAACCUAACGUCCUUUGAGGGUGUCUCGACCGGUCCAGUCGAAAUUAUCACCGCAUCCGAUUUGCAACAAUACUCUCCAUCGGGAUUGUCACCCGCCAAGCGCACACCCAAGGAUUUGACAGCUCUGAUCUACACCUCCGGAACGACUGGAAAGCCCAAAGCCUGCGCUGUCCGGAACAUGAUGGCCAUUAUCACAUCCACCCCACUUACAAUGGACGCGAAGAACCCGUCCAAGUACUACCCUCUUCGCACCUAUUCAUCUCUACCACUUUUCCACGGCACAGCUUUCUUCACCGGGUUGUGUUACUCAGUGGGCAACGCCGGAACGCUCUGCCUGAGACGCAAAUUCUCCGCCUCUCAAUUCUGGAAGGAUGUCCAUGAUUCAAAGGCGACGCGGAUUUUGUACAUUGGCGAACUAUGCCGGUAUCUACUCUCCACACCCCCAUCACCUUUCGACCGCAAUCACAACUGCAUCGCAGCUUCGGGUAAUGGACUCCGCGGCGAGAUCUGGGAAAAGUUCCGUGGGCGAUUCGGUGUUCCCGAGGUGCGCGAGUUCUAUCGUUCCACGGAAGGAAUUGCCAAAUUUGAUAACCACGGUGUUGGGGCUUGGGGUGCCGGUAAGGUCGGCUUCUCGGGUCCGAUCCGUCGCUUCCUUGAGGAUGACACUUUUAUCGUCAAAUAUGAUACUGAAACGGAGAUGCCUUACCGUGACCCGGUGACUGGAUUCUGCGUUCGUGCUCGGUUGGGCGAGGAGGGUGAGGCGAUUGGCCGUGUGCGGGAUCGUGGCUUGUUGACCGAGUAUUUGCGCAACGAAGAGGCUACCGAGGGCAAGUUGUUACGGGAUGUCUUCCAGAAGGGAGAUCUCUUCCAGCGCACGGGUGAUUUGGUCGUUCAGGACCACUCUGGCUGGAUUAAGUUCCAAGACCGCGUGGGAGACACCUUCCGCUGGAAAGGCGAGAAUGUGAGCGCUGGUGAGAUUCGAGAUCAUAUCUGCCGUAUCGAAGGCAUUCACGAUGCUGUGGUAUAUGGCGUCAAGCUUGCUGGGUACGAUGGCCAAGCCGGUGCUGCUGGAAUUACUUUGGAAGAACACUCUCCCACCUUUGAGAUCGAAUUCAUCUCAAACUUGUAUAAAGAGCUGAAGAAGAGAGGCGUCCCUUCGUACGCACUUCCUCGCCUAGUUCGGAUCACCGAGAAAGUUGCUACCGGUGUGACGUUCAAACAAGCAAAGGGCGAUCUCGUGAAGAAGGGAUGGGAUCCCCGCAAGGACUGGGGCGGAGAUACUUUGUACUGGUUGAACGGGACCAAGUACGAGAAGCUGAAUGACCAAAGCUGGUCGCAGAUCGAGGGAGGCAGAGCCAAACUGUGAAGCCUGAUAGACAACAGACUUCCUCGAUAGACUCACCUCGUGUAUAUAGAUACUAGAUCAUGCAUGUACAAUCUUAUUGGCUAGGGAAGAUUGCGUCCACAGGCCAAAAUACCGAGUUCUUCCUACCGCAUAGGUAGUGGUCAGGUGGGACUUUUUCGGGG
Messenger RNA from Penicillium brasilianum, 2618 nucleotides. NCBI's taxonomy places the organism in Eukaryota, Fungi, Ascomycota, Eurotiomycetes, Eurotiales, Aspergillaceae. The record is from the annotation of a GenBank genome assembly.